This is a messenger RNA of Rhinopithecus roxellana (golden snub-nosed monkey), 2889 nucleotides long. It is a transcript of the gene TBXA2R, whose product is annotated as thromboxane A2 receptor. The record is from RefSeq and is a predicted model, not a curated record. The transcript is spliced from 3 exons. NCBI's taxonomy places the organism in Eukaryota, Metazoa, Chordata, Mammalia, Primates, Cercopithecidae. Gene Ontology annotation, molecular function: thromboxane A2 receptor activity. Gene Ontology annotation, biological process: positive regulation of vasoconstriction; adenylate cyclase-activating G protein-coupled receptor signaling pathway; positive regulation of cytosolic calcium ion concentration. Bases 1450 to 2481 code for a protein of 343 amino acids. Gene Ontology annotation, cellular component: plasma membrane.
GUGUGUCUGUGUGUCUGUAGUGUUUCUGUGUGUGUCUGCCAUGUUUCUGUGUGUGUGUCUAUACAUGUCUGUGCGUCUACCUGCUGUUUCCGUUUGUCACAUUUCUGCCUGUGUCUGCUGUGUUUCUGCCUGUGUGUGUGUCUGGCUAUGUGUGUGUGUCUCGAGAGUGCACACACGGCGGUGGCCUGAGGUGUAUGUUGGUGGAAUCACUGUAACUCGUGAUCCACCGUUAACCACCAGCCACACCGCCUGGGUCCCGCCCCCUGGUCCCCUGCCGGCCCCUGUGUGAAGAAGGCUCCCUGUGUGCUCCCUGGGGGAGCCCCCACUAGAGAGAUGGGGAAACCGAGGCUCACAGGGGCCACGUGACUCAGGGCCCAAACAAGGCUGGUGGGAGUCUGGCUGGCUGGGGGAGUCCCCGCCCUGCACCCUAUGGGCUGGGGACUCUGUUGGUGUCACAAACAGGAAAUGUUCCCGGAAAUGGAGCUUUGCGGUGAGGGGAGGUGGGCCCAUUAGGGUGUGGAAUGUGUCUGCCUCCACAUCCAUGCAGGGGUCCGCGCCCAUGAGCAUUCGCGUCUGCAGCAGGCAUGGGAGGAUCUGGCCUGGUCCCUGAAGUUUCAGGCCUAAAAGAGCCCUGUGGGUCCAAGGUCCAAGGUCGACCGGGGUGACACGGAGCCUCAGGGCUCCCCCCUGGCUGCCCAGGCACCUCGCAGGGAGCUGAGCUGUGAGUACAGCCAGGAGCCCUGGAGAGGUGAGAGCCAGGGAUGCCUGGGCUGAGCACCCGCAGGCAUGGAGAUCAGCAUCUCACCCCCAUGGCACACAGCGGGGAAAGCCAAGGCUCGGCAAGGUGGAGCCCCACCCUGGCAGUGGCAGAUCGGGGACUACAGCCUCCAAGCCUGUCUGGGAGAGGCGGGAUGGGCUCAGGCCAUGACAGGCAGGCGGGGCGGGCAGGGUGGGAUGCUGAAGACAGGGGACUUGUUGAGAAACAGAUGGAUGAUGAGAGGCCGCGCUCCAGGGAGGAGGAGGAGAAGGAGGGACGGGGCAUGAGGAUGGAACAUGGAGUGGAGGAGAGGCCUGCUGUUUGGGAACCGAGGAUCACAUUCCACUGGCAACCAGGCUUGGGGGAGCCAGGCCUUUUGCCCACGCCCAGCCCAGCGCCCAGGCCUCUGGAAACAGCGCCGGACAGAGCCCUCCAAGUCACAUGACCCGCAAGCCGGGUCCCCUGUCAGGGGUGGCGUCGGAUGAGGAGGAAGUCACUGUCCGCCUUCCAGAAAGAAGCCAGGAAUUAAGACAGAGAUUUCUGGAACCCGAGACCCAGGCAAAUUCCCAUCCAAGUUGCAGGACGUCAGCCUCCUGGGAUUCUAGAAUGGUGUGCCUGAACCAGUGCCAGCCUGCCCUGUCUGCAGCAUCGGCCUGAUGGGGUGGUGACUGAUCCCGCAGGGCUCCGGAGCCAUGUGGCCCAACGGCAGCUCCCUGGGGCCCUGUUUCCGGCCCACAAACAUUACCCUGGAGGAGAGGCGGCUGAUCGCCUCGCCCUGGUUCGCGGCCUCCUUUUGCGUGGUGGGCCUGGCCUCCAACCUGCUGGCCCUGAGCGUGCUGGCGGGCGCGCGGCAGGGGGGUUCACACACGCGCUCCUCCUUCCUCACCUUCCUCUGCGGCCUCGUCCUCACCGACUUCCUGGGGCUGCUGGUGACCGGUGCCAUCGUGGUGUCCCAGCACGCCGCGCUCUUCGAGUGGCACGCCGUGGACCCCGGCUGCCGCCUCUGCCGCUUCAUGGGCGUCGUCAUGGUCUUCUUCGGCCUGUCCCCGCUGCUGCUGGGGGCCACCAUGGCUUCGGAGCGUUUCCUAGGCAUCACCCGGCCCUUCUCGCGCCCGGCGGUCACCUCGCAGCGCCGCGCCUGGGCCACCGUGGGGCUGGUGUGGGCGGCCGCGCUGGCGCUGGGCCUGCUGCCCCUGCUGGGCCUGGGUCGCUACACCGUGCAGUACCCGGGGUCCUGGUGCUUCCUGACGCUGGGCGCCGAGUCCGGGGACGUGGCCUUUGGGCUGCUCUUCUCCAUGCUGGGCGGCCUCUCGGUGGGGCUGUCCUUCCUGCUGAACACGGUCAGCGUGGCCACCCUGUGCCACGUCUACCACGGGCAGGAGGCGGCCCAGCAGCGUCCCCGGGACUCCGAGGUGGAGAUGAUGGCUCAGCUCCUGGGGAUCAUGCUGGUGGCCAGCGUGUGUUGGUUGCCCCUGCUGGUGUUCAUCGCCCAGACAGUGCUGCGGGACCCGCCUGCCAUGAGCCCCUCCGGGCAGCUGUCCCGCGCCACGGAGCAAGAGCUGCUCAUCUACUUGCGUGUGGCCACGUGGAACCAGAUCCUGGAUCCCUGGGUGUACAUCCUGUUCCGCCGCGCCGUGCUCCGGCGCCUCCAGCCUCGCCUCAGCACACGGUCCAGGUCGCUGUCCCUCCAGCCGCAGCUCACGCAGCGCUCCGGGCUGCAGUAGGAAGUGGACAGAGCACCCCUCCCGCGUGUUUCCGCGGAGCCCUGGGCCCCCUCGGACAGCCCAUCUGCCUGUUCUGAGGAUUCGGGAGCUGGGGUGCUGGAAGGACAGUGGGCGUCAGCAGCAAGGUUUUGGGGUUGACCCCAAUCCAACCCGGGGACCCCCAACUUCUCCCUGAUCCUUUUACCAAGACCUCUCCCUUCCUAGGCUCCCUUUUCCCAUCCAGAGUUCCUAGCACUUCUCUGCACCCCUCCCAACCCCAGGAAGGGCGUGGGGACGUUGGAAAAGGGUCUUGCAUAGCUUUUUUUUUUUUUGAUGGAGUCUUGCUCUGUCCCCCAGGCUGCAGUGCAGUGGCACCAUCUCAGCUCACUGCAACCUCUACCUCCCCGGUUCAAGCAAUUCUCCUGCCUC